Molecule: messenger RNA, 3606 nt
Organism: Thelazia callipaeda (thelaziosis nematode)
Lineage: Eukaryota; Metazoa; Nematoda; Chromadorea; Rhabditida; Thelaziidae
Source: the annotation of a GenBank genome assembly
AUGACGAUCCUGUCAGUAGUUGGAGGCAAAGGAUCUGGCCCUAUUGAAGCUGAAGAACCAGAAAGAACGUCGAAAUCUAUAUAUGUUGUCUUACUAUUGUCAAUUUCACUUAAAGGAAUAGAAAUAUGUCUUGCGAUUAAGAUGAACGCUCUCACAGCAGAAGAAUUGGUUUUUUUCAAUGAAGUGAAGAAUUUCUUGGGAAAUAGUGUGAAUGAGCAAAUACUUGUACAAGCCAUCAAGAGCCAUGGAUCUCAAACACAGUCUCAUUCAAGUGGAAGUAAUGUAUUAAAUGAUGUUAUCAGCAUUUACUUCGAUCGCAUGGAAUCCGUUGAGAAACCAACUAAACAAGUCCGAUUUGAUGAGCAUUUGGAUGUAUUAUCUCCAGCACCAUCCAUGAGUCGUCCUUACUCAUUUAAUACUCGUGGCACAGCAAUGGAAGGAUCAAAAGAAGUAAUUGAUCUCACAUCUGAUGAAGACAAAAGUGUUAAUAAGUGGAGCACUAUACCACGAAGCGUAUUAGGAAAUCGAGAAGAACAAGAUGUCAUUAAGGCUAUCGAGGAGUCUUUGAAAGACAAUCAGAAUAUCGUAGGAUAUUCAUCGUUCAUUCCAAAAGAUCCAGAUAAUCCUCAUGAAAGGCGGAGAGAUGGAUUUUCACCUGUAGGACUAAAAAAUAUUGGUAACACUUGUUGGUUCAAUGUUAUUGUGCAGACUCUGUACCACAUACCAUAUUUUCGUCAGAUGUUGUUUGAUGCAAGCAACAAAAGUAAAGUAGGAUUGGUUCUAGAGAAAACAGAUACAUGGGAAAAUGAGUCUAGUUCUGUUAACGAGCUAAACAGAAGUGCGUUGACAACUUCACUGUUAUUAUCUUUUCGUAAGCUUGCUGCCUGUCUUAAAGCUUCAUCACGAGCCUAUGUUGAUCCAACAGACGUGCUGAAGAUAAUUAGUGAAUUAAACACAAGUUUAAACAAAGCUGCUCCUUGCAUAGGAAUUCAACAGGACGCUACUGAAAUGCUUCUGCGAUUAAUUGAGUGGCUUGAAUUGGCUUUUAAAGAUCAGACAUCGGAGCAGACAUAUUCUACUACACAGUCAUUGCCUAGCAUAUCAAGUGAAGAUGUAAUGGAUGUAAAUGAUGAAAACAUGGCGCCAAGUGGUUCAAACUCAGAAGAACUCGUAGCGUCAUCUCAUGGGACAUCUUGUAAUAAAUCAAAUGAUGCUGAUCUCAGUUUGAAUUCUGUCUCGGACCACCCUUUCAAUGCACUUUUCUAUGGCUCACACAUUGAAAUUAGACCUAAUGCUGUUGGAAUUUCGUCACCCUUAAAGUUAGGGAAUGCGCUGCAAAUGAUCAAUUUGGAUGUCACAUAUGAUAAUUUGUACGAUUCUUUGGAAGCUUAUCAUCUCUCUGAUGCACCAGACAAAGAGCUGUGGUUUGAGUCACUACCGCCUGUGAUCAUCUUUUCAUUAGUUCGAUUCAGCUAUAAGAAUGGUCAGACAGAAAAAAUCCACAGUCAGUUCCAAUUCCCUCGCGAUUUGUAUAUGGAUCGUUAUUUGUAUCGCAAUCGUGUUUUUGUUAAUGAAAAACGGUUUGAACGAAACUCUUUCAAGAAGCGUCUUGAGAGUAUUACAACGGAAUUAGAAAGAUGGGAGAAGUUUCCAGCUGGUGACACAAAGGUGCCACUUCCAUCGUUGAUCGAUGCUGUGGCGAAAUACACAUCAUCGGCUACAAAUGAUAAUGUAUUUGAUGAUUUCGACUCUUGUAAACAACAGCCGAUGGAAGUUUGUGAUGAGAAUGCGUCGCAUUCAUUCAUUGUAAAUGAAAUGCAAAAUGCUAACAGUGGAUUGAAUAGUAACAACGAAGAAAGUAUACUGUCAUAUCCUCAACUUGAUAAAAGCAUUAUACCAGUGGAUGUUGAUAUUAAUGCAGUGACGAGUUUCUUGCAAUCUCUUUCUUCAAAUGCUCAGGAAAAAAUAAAUGAACUUCAAAAAGAAGCAGAUGUGUUAAAACGUAAAAUCGAUUCUAUUUUCGAUAUUGAAAGCAUGAGGGAGGCUCUUCAUGUAUGCAUAUUCCGUUUAAUGUGUUUAUUUAGAAUUAUAUUUAUACAAUUUUUGCAGGAACCGUAUCGUCUACACAGUGUAAUUGUUCACGAAGGUGAAGCAAAUGUCGGACAUUAUUGGGCGUAUAUAGCUAGUUCACCUCUAUCCAGUGUUCAGAAUAACGAAGUAUCUUGGCGUAAAUUUAAUGAUAAAAGUGUUGAUCCUGCAACUUGGCAACAGAUUGAAGAGGAUUCAUUUGGUUCGAGACGAGCUUGUUCAGCAUACUGCUUAGUAUACACAAGGAAGAAGUGCGAAGAUUCGUUAUAUGGAGGACAACAAGGUAAGCAAAAGCAACCAGGACAGUUGUGCACUGGGUUGGUUGAUGGUUUACCUUGUGACUUGAAAAUCGAGGUCUCGACUGAUAACGCUUGGUUUGAUGCAGAAAUCAUGCGUUGGGACGCUGAACAUAAUGUUGAACUGGGACCAGAGAACAAAAUUCUGAGCGAUCCAUCUAACGAUGAGGAAUUGCUGAGGGCUGUCUCUUUUAAGGGAGUUAUUGACAUCAAUGGAUUGAGCAGGCGACAUUACGAACAUGCGGCUCGAUUUUUUGGAUUGUUCAUGAUAAAGAGUGUGUUUCAGCUGAUUACACACUAUAUGACGCAUUAUGAGACAGCACUGAGAGUAACAAACGUAUUAUAUAGUGACAGACUAAUGUUCAUGAUUGAUUGGGCAUCAGUCUUUGGCAUAUCACUAAGUAAUUCAGCCACAACAGUUUUCAUUUUACGACUGCUCAUGAACAUGGAUGGAAUAAAAUAUUCGAAGCUCAUUGAAGCGUGUGAAAAAGUCGCUGGAAAGGUUGUUACAGAUGAUCCAUCUUCCGAACUCAUCCUAAAUAAUGCACAUGUGCUUUACGAAGCAUUUUGCCAGAUGAUAGCUGUGAUGAAUGAUAUUUUGAAAAAACUCGAUCACUGUUCAAGCUUGCGUAAACUGGACAGAAUAGCUUCAGACAUACAGCAAGCUCGUCUUCUUUGUGUAUCGAUACAUUUGAUGGAUAGGAUUAAUAUGUAUGCCGCAAAAAAAUCUUCUGAUCCGGAGCUAGAGCAAUUUUUUAAUUUAGUGCAUAAUGGUCUUCUUAUCAUUUAUGUUGUUGGGAUAAGUCGGUGUAUCAUUGAUUACAUGGAAAGUGAGUCAGAUGAUGUCAUUUUGAUUGACCACGACAAUUUUAUUGAUAAGGAAUAUAAAGCAAUGAUUGUUCGAUUACACAAUAUGAAAAAUAGCGGCUCAGAAAGAAGUAUCCAGUAUGUUAUUUCCAUCUGGAAUCAGCUGUUAUCGAAUUCAAAUGGUCUGAAAAGAGUGCCUUGGAUUUAUCAGAAAAUUGUGGAUGCAUCGGAACAAAAAACAUCAACCAUUAUGCCUGCAUCGAAACUGAAUGUCAGGGCUGGAAAUUCAGGAUAUGAUCUAUAUUCAAUGAAGGAAACAGCCCAUUCAAAACUCGGCAUUCGAAAUGUCGAAGAUUUAAAUAAAUUAGCUCUUAAUGUAGUGCAAGGAAAAUUCAACAUUGCUAAUGCCGAAUGA